Messenger RNA from Fusarium verticillioides 7600, 1586 nucleotides. RefSeq lists its product as hypothetical. Lineage: Eukaryota; Fungi; Ascomycota; Sordariomycetes; Hypocreales; Nectriaceae. The record is from RefSeq and is a predicted model, not a curated record. Bases 453 to 1316 code for a protein of 287 amino acids. Gene Ontology annotation, molecular function: methyltransferase activity. The transcript has 10 exons.
CUUCAACUUGAAGAUUUCACUGUAAUCUUGUGUGACGUAAACUUGAUACAGUGACAUAUGCUGCUUUCCGGCACAGCACUGGGCCUGUAAAUACCUCGUUGCUCCAGGGGACGAGCGGGUAAAGUGAACCAACAGCCAACAACUGUUAAAUACCUACGACCCCGCACAAAACUCCCAAGAUUGCAUUCGACCUGCACGACUGUCACCAACAAAAAUCCGAGUUGCACAAGAUGGCGAAUGAAAAGUCUAAAAGUUCAUCACCAGCUGCAGAGCCAUCACCUCCUAGAGAUGCUGAUAGUCCUGAAGAGGCUGUUCUCGUAAGUGCGACGACGGAAAGCCGGGCUAACGCUAAAGCCAAUGACUAGGAAGCAGGUGAUGACGACUCUGCACUUGGGGUUACCGAUGAUGAGUUAUCGACCGCAUCUUUGCGCUCCAGUAUUUACGAAUACCAUAUGAUCAAUGGCCGCGGAUAUCAUAAAGAUGAGAAAUAUUGGCUCCCUAGCGAUCAAAAUGAAUCGGAGCGCCUAGAUCUCCAGAACCACCAACUCCUCUUGACAUUCGGCGGCAAGAGAUAUUUCUCGCCCAAUGCCGACACAGCAAAGAGAGUCCUUGAUGUUGGAACCGGCACGGGAAUUUGGGCUGUCGAGUUUGCUGAUGAACAUCCCCAUGCCGAGGUUUUUGGCAUCGAUAUUGCUCCUAUCCAGCCAGAUUUCGUCCCUCCCAACUGUACUUUUGAGAUCGACGACGCGGAGAAGGAAUGGACGUGGACUAAGCCCUUCGACUACAUCUUUGUUCGACUCAUGGUCGGUAGCAUAGCAGACUGGGACAAACUAAUCCGACAAUGCUACGACAACUUGGAACCCGGAGGCUGGCUCGAAGUCAUCGACCCCGUAUUCCCCGCCAAAUCCGAAGACGGCUCCCUCAAACCCGACUCCCCCCUUCACCGCUGGGACGAACUAACCGCCAAAGGCGCCCUGGCUCUCGGCCGUCCCUUUGACGAAGGCGUCAACCACGAAAAGCGUCUUAAAGAAGCUGGCUUCGUCAACGUUACGAGAAAGGCGUUUAAAUGGCCUACUAACACUUGGCCCAAGGAUCCAAAGUUUAAGGAGAUUGGACUCUGGACGCUUGCUAAUAUCGAGAGGAAUCUUGAGACUAUUAGUAGCUUUUUGUUGAGGCAGGGACUUGGGAUGAGUCAGGAGGAGAUAUUGGUGUUUAUUGCAGAGGUUAGGGCUGAGAUGAGGAAUUUGAAAGUCCAUGCUUAUUGGGAGGUGUUUGUUGUUACUGGGCAGAAGCCAGAGGAACUGGUCCAGGAGUAGGUGCACCAGCUUCGUAUCGCAGAUAUUAUGAAGAGUGGCCUUCGUUAUGGUGGGAGAUAGACUCACAUAUAUAGAGUCGUUUCUUCAAAAGUUACGUAGUACAUCAUACAACCAGAACAAACACCCGAAAACAUUCUUGUAACCUUUGCGUUGAAGAUCAAAUCCCUGAACUACAGGUAUGAAGUAACACUAAACAUAACCCCAUCUUCAUAUAACAUUCGGAGGCGUCGCACCAGCCAUCAAAUUCGUCCUCUCCUCCCUCUUCGCCUG